This is a messenger RNA of Strongyloides ratti, 357 nucleotides long. RefSeq names its product Programmed cell death protein 5. Gene Ontology annotation, molecular function: DNA binding. Bases 1 to 357 code for a protein of 118 amino acids. The record is from RefSeq and is a predicted model, not a curated record. NCBI's taxonomy places the organism in Eukaryota, Metazoa, Nematoda, Chromadorea, Rhabditida, Strongyloididae. Gene Ontology annotation, cellular component: cytosol; nucleus. The transcript has 2 exons.
AUGUCUGGAGUACCAAAUUUCCAACCUACAAUGGGUGGACAGGCUCCAAAUCAUGAACAGAUUCAAGAACAACGAGAAAAACAAGAACAGAUGAAUAAUACAUUAAUUUCGCAGAUUCUUGAUAAAGAUGCAAUGUUUCGUCUCACUAACUUGAAUGCAGCAAAUCCUGCCAAAGGCCAGCAAAUUAAACAAAUUCUAAUACAGAUGGCACAAAGAGGGCAAUUACAAGAAAAGUUGGAUGAUGACAAAUUCAGGAAUAUACUUAACAGUGUAAAUAAUCAAACUGAAAAAAAAGAAACUAAAGUUAACUAUAGUAGAAAGAGGAAUGCUAUUGAUAGUGACUCAGAUUCAGACUAA